Molecule: messenger RNA, 1513 nt
Organism: Sorghum bicolor (sorghum)
Lineage: Eukaryota; Viridiplantae; Streptophyta; Magnoliopsida; Poales; Poaceae
Product: protein MKS1
Exons: 1
Coding region: 140-817 (225 amino acids)
Cellular component (GO): nucleus
Source: RefSeq, a predicted model, not a curated record
CUAGCUAGCCCGUCCCCUUCAAAUCUUUAGUUUCGUGUCCACUUCUACUUGCCUCCAUCAUCCAAUACUAUAUAGUAACCCAUCCGAUCCUUCCAUCGACCGUCGUCGUCGUCUCCUUGCGCGCGCAUUGAUCCAUCCCAUGGCGGCCGCCGCGAGCUUCGACGCCGACGUCACGCGCCACGGCGGCGGGGCCGCGGGGACCGGCCGGGCCCUCGGCGUGCACGCCGCGUCGCGCAAGAUCGGCAAGCCGGGCGCCGGCGGGCACGGGCAACAGGAGCGGAAGCCGGUCAUCAUCUACAUGGUGUCCCCCAAGGUCAUCCACGUCGAGGCCCACGAGUUCUUGCCGCUCGUGCAGCGGCUCACCGGCCCCGAAGCCGCCGCCGGCCGCGGCGACAAGAAGAGCAGCAGGCCGUCAACGUCCGGAGGAGAGGGAGGCGCUGGUGGUGGGGACGAGGAAUCGGAAGGCGCGCGCAGCAAGACCAGGGCGGCGGCGCCGCCGGUGCGCGUGAAGGCGCGCGCCCUGAACCGGCCGGCCGGCCCGGCCGUGUCCGUGUCCGUGACGGCCACGAGGCAGCAGCAGGUCGCGGCUCCAUCGGCCGCUUCGGCGUCGCCGUCGGGGCUACUGUUCCGCGACCUCAGCCCGCUCCGCGGCGCCGCGCUCAAGGGCGAGCACCACCACCCCCUGGUGUCCCCCGGGUGGCUGCACCACGUUGGCGACCACCAUUUCCUCAGCCCUGGCGCGGCGGCGGCCACGUUCGGCUCGCCGUCAGCCAGCUUCCUCGACAUCUUCGGGCCGCUGUCCUCGCAGCAGCAGUGAUCUCAGAUCAACUGGUGAGUGGUGCUGCCAUGGCAUGCAUGCUCUCUCUCACUUGGCUAUCAGCAUAUGCGAGUUAGGGUUUCUUGCAUGGACCGAUGCUUUUGCAUGCAUGAAGCAUGAUGCAUGGGUGCAUGGCCAUUGACACACAGGACAGAUCCGAGACCAGUUUACUUGAAUUUGGUUAGGCUGUAGUUCAGGAACUGUACAUAGUGUAGGCUUUCCAGUUUUCCACGGCCUUCAAUCCCCAAUCACUUCACAAUAUCACUACAUCAGGACUGGACCUCAGGAGAGACAAUAAUUCAAGCCAGUCUGUGCACGCCUGCGCACUCAACUAGCGAUCAAGAGACGAUGGAAUAUUUGGAAAUGAGGGGACAAAGGGGAUUAUAAGCAUGGAUUUGUGUUUUCAGUUCAACUACAUUAGUCGUAGUUUGUGUGAUGUGUGUGUUUUUCUUAUGCAAGGAUUUGUUUUGAUUUUUUGUGCAGUGCUAGUUGUACAAUAAUAAUGUAUCUAGGUACAAUACUAUUUGGUACCCUACUCAUGGAAUUGAUUUAUUUUUUGAUUCGUUUUAGUGGCGUGCAAGUUAAUCAACUCACACAGCUUGCUAGUAGCUAGCUAGUUCAAUGUAUCUGCGGUAUGAUGAUGUCCUGCAGGCCGCAGAAGCUGGUUGGUUAAUGAAUUGUUGAUGAUUACAUAUA